Messenger RNA from Pichia membranifaciens NRRL Y-2026, 1462 nucleotides. RefSeq lists its product as hypothetical. Gene Ontology annotation, cellular component: nucleus; Rpd3L complex; Rpd3L-Expanded complex. The record is from RefSeq and is a predicted model, not a curated record. The transcript has a single exon. Lineage: Eukaryota; Fungi; Ascomycota; Pichiomycetes; Pichiales; Pichiaceae. Bases 49 to 1368 code for a protein of 439 amino acids. Gene Ontology annotation, biological process: regulation of DNA-templated transcription.
AGAUAUUGGUCAUAGCAGUUAAAUGGAUAUCACAAGCAGUACAGAACCAUGGCUGUCGAUAAUUUACCGCCACGUAACAAAUCUCAGCGAUUGAUCGAUCGAAAGCAGAAGCAGCAGCUCGAGGAAAAGUUCAACCAACAGAAUCACAACCACCAUGUUAAGACGAUUGCCAACCCGCAGAUAUCCGACAUAUGUUUGGGUUUGAACGAGCUGACCGAUUCCUUACAUGCCUUGCCGCAAGAUAUUAUCAGCUAUUUCACGUUGCUGAAAGAGAUUGAGGCAAAGUGUGUGUACACGGUUCCACACCUUCAGGCAUACAUCAAGCGAUUUUUAACUAUGAGAAAGGACCAUCCUAAGAGAUCGUUGUUGCUGUCUAGAAUAAGAGAGUGUAUUCGAGAGAUCAUGCCAUGCUUAGAGGAAAAGAUGCACGUUGCAACUAUUGCUUCUGACCACGUGAGAAAAUAUGUCAACAAACUCGACCAGGCAUAUGACAUAAUCGUCGAUAAGGAGAUUCCUGAGAUUAUCAGGAUAGGGCCGCUGUGGGAACCGUGUAUGAAAGUGAGUGAACCUAAGACAGUGCAUCAGCAGCGUAGUGAAAGCAGAAGAGAGGCGUUGGCUGCGAAGAAGGCUCGGAACGGGGGUUCAUUUGAAGACGACUACGAGGGAACAGCAGCGGAAGAUUCUUCAGGACCAAUGAAGAAGCCACAGAGGUCAUCGAAAAAGGAGACGAAGACACAUAGCUCCACCACGAGUACGGCGAACGUCAACUCGAAAAAGAGGAAGACUGCAGAGGAAGACUACAACUACAACAAGCAAACUGGGACCAACGGCAACGGCGCUCAUACUCAAAAUGGAACCAGCUCAAAUAUGAGUGUACAUAGUACUGCAAAGAAGAGCAAGAGUUCCAAGGUAAAAAAAGAAACAAAGAGGGAGAACGAUCACAGCAUCCAGAGUUCCAGGAACGGAAGCUCUUCGGUCAACCACGCCAAAAGUGCCAACGGUGGAACGAAUGGCGCUGCGAACAGCCACGGCGGUGGCAAUGCCAACAGCACAAACAGCAACAUUAGCAGUUCCCGCAGUGCUGGUGGUGGAAGCAGCAAAGCAAGAAGCGGUAACCACUCGGACUCGGGCCACGCUUCCCGAGCCAGAAAAGAAUCCCAACACAAGGUCACGACUGCUACCUCGCCGGCUAACUACGAGGGCGAACCAGUGUACUGCUAUUGCCAGCAAGUGUCCUACGGAGAGAUGGUUGGGUGUGACGGUGCCCAUUGUGAGAAAGAAUGGUUCCACUUGCCCUGCACCGGGUUGAAAGAGCUACCGAAGGGAGAGUGGUAUUGCGACGAGUGCAAGGCCAAGAUGGCUGUGUGAUGCGUAGUUCCGUGUGUGAUGCGUAGUUCCGUGUGUAUCGCUAAUUGUAUAUCAGAUUUGUAUUUCUUGCAAUCCACUUUAGACCGACCAGUAC